AUGUCACUCGACGGCUUAGAUGGCCCCGUUACCCAGAAUGAAAUUGAUUUGUUCAUUGGUUUUCUUGAACAACCUAACAGAUUACCCACAACUGCGCUGAAUAAUAAAAUAGCGGAUAAGCAACCUGGUCAAGAUGUAGAAGCUUUAGGUUUAAUGUAUGAAGUUACUCAAAACCCUCAAAUACUUGAUAGAAUGAUAACUUAUUCGGAUAUUUUUUUGUCACUUCGAAAUGAUCCCGUGAAUGGACGAAUUAUAUGGACAGGGAAAAGAGAGCUUGUCUGGUGUACAAAACCUGAUAAUGGAACACUCUCUGGUUAUGCUGGCUCCGAAGGUCUUGAUACAGCUGGGCAUAUAGCAUACACUGCUUAUCAUAUCCUUAAAACACCUUGUCUCUGGAACGAAAAUGUUACAGACAAUGAUCCCCAUAAGUAUGGUGCAACAUAUAAAGAACGUGCUCUUACAUACGUAACUGAAAUGGAUAAGACUAUUAAAACAUAUUAUUUAAAUUACUUCAUUCGCGAGAAUGAUUCAAUUUAUAAUCCAAGUUCUCCUGCAUGGGAUAAACUUGGUGAAAUGGAUGCAAAUACAUCAAUGCCUUGGAACCGACAGCAAAUGAUGACAAAUGGAUUUUUAAGAAUGGCGGAAUGUCAUGAAAUUCUUGGAAAUAAUGAAUCUUUGAUUAAUAAAUAUUUAAAUAUUGUACAAGUUUCUAUUGAUUGGAUGGUCAGAAACUUUAUUCCAGUUAAAACUAAGAACGGCUUAGACGCAUACCGGUGGACUUAUACUUUCAAUGUUAAUGUUACCAUUGCAGAAGAAGUUAGUAUUCAUGCACUUUAUGAUAUUUGGGGCAUGUACCGCGCAUGGCAGCGAAAAGAUAAAUUAAAUGUUAACUUUGAUGAUAUGGUUAAACUUGCUAACACAAUGAUGUAUAUAAUAAAUAUUGAUAAUAAGACAGUUGCAACAAGAGUAGAUGGUACAUCUGAUAAUACAACCCCAGUUCACUUAUUUGGAUCAUGGGCAUUUUACGCUGAAUUUAUUCCUGAAUGGUAUAAUAUUGUUGCAAAUAUAAAUAUGAAGAAUUUAAAAACUGACCCACG
Molecule: messenger RNA, 1097 nt
Organism: Cetraspora pellucida
Lineage: Eukaryota; Fungi; Glomeromycota; Glomeromycetes; Diversisporales; Gigasporaceae
Source: the annotation of a GenBank genome assembly